Molecule: messenger RNA, 5706 nt
Organism: Amphibalanus amphitrite
Lineage: Eukaryota; Metazoa; Arthropoda; Thecostraca; Balanomorpha; Balanidae
Product: unconventional myosin-X-like
Biological process (GO): signal transduction
Cellular component (GO): myosin complex; cytoskeleton
Molecular function (GO): protein binding; ATP binding; cytoskeletal motor activity
Source: RefSeq, a predicted model, not a curated record
CGCGACUCGGAGCUGGCAGCCCAGUUCCAGCUGCGGGAGGCGGCCCACUACAGUUACCUGAACCAGUCGGGCUGCGUCCGACUGGACGGUUGUGAAGACGCCGAGCGGUUCGACGCGCUGCGGCUGGCGUUCAGCGUGCUGCAGAUCCCGCAGGAAGUGUGCGAUGGCCUCUACUCGACCAUCUCGGCCAUCCUGUGGCUGGGGAACAUCGGGUUCCAGGACGUAGACGGCGAGAAGACGGAGCUGACGGAGGGAGACGUCACCAUCCUGGCCACGGUCUCUCAGCUGCUCGGCCUCGAGGGAGACGACGUGCGCCUGGUGCUGCUCAACAGGCAGAUCAACGUGCGCGGCAACAUCACAGAGAUCCCGCUCAAACCGCACGAGGCCCGCGAGAACCGGCACGCCAUGACCAAGGCGCUCUACUCCCGGACAUUUGCGUGGCUGGUGAACCAGAUCAACACGUGCACAAACCCCGGCCAGGACAGCGGCGCCUUCCUCGGCGUGCUAGACAUCUUCGGCUUCGAGAACUUCGGGAAGAACUCGUUCGAGCAGCUCUGCAUCAAUUACACCAACGAGAAGCUGCACACCUUCUUCAACCACUACGUCUUCGCGCUGGAACAGGAAGCGUAUCGGCAAGAGGAGAUCCAGUUCGCGCACAUCAAGUUCUCAGACAACUCCGAGUGCCUGGAGCUGAUAGAGAAGCCGCCUCGCUGCAUUCUCAAACUGCUCUCCGAGGAAUGCCGAAUGCCAAAGGGCUCUGACGAGACAUACCUCUCCAAACUGCACGUCGAGUUUGAGUCGCACCCGUACUACGUCAAGGGCGAGGACCGACGCCGCUGGGAAUCUGAGUUCAGCAUCCGACACUACGCCGGCCACGUCACCUACACGAUCGCCGGCUUCGUCGACAAGAACCGGGACGCCCAGCAGGAUCUGUUCUUUGACUUCAUGAGCCGGUCCAAGAACAAGUUUGUCGAGGAGCUGGCUCAGUUCCAGGACCUGCUGAGUUGUAUGUCCCGCACCGGCACCAUGAGCAGCACCGUCUCCCGCGGCACCUCCAAGGGCAAGCCGACCGUCAGCGACGCCUUCAGACAGCAGCUGCAGGCGCUGGUCGACCUCCUACAGAUGAGCAAUCCUUGGUACGUGCGGUGCAUCAAACCCAACAGCAAGAAGCAAUCGCGCUGCUACGACGCGCCACUGGUGCUCGACCAGCUCAAGUACCUGGGCAUGCUGGACAUCAUCAAGAUCCGCAAGCAGGGUUUCCCGAUUCACCUGCCGCAUCCAGAGUUCUGCCAGCGGUACCAGUGUCUGACAGGGCGGCGAUGGAGGCAGGCGGCCGCAGCCGAGGGAUGCAGGCACAUCAUGAAGCAACACGGCCUGCCGGAGCGCGAGUGGCAGAUGGGAAAGACCAAGAUCUUCCUCCGCCAUUGCGUACAUGAGCCGCUGGAGGACAAACGGACGGCCCUUGUGCACAAAUCGGCUGUGCGCAUACAGAAAGUAUACAGAGGCUACGUGCGCAGAAAAGCGUACCGGGAGAAGCUGGAGGCGGUCAAAUGUCUGCAGCGCCACUACCGAGCCAAGCGGCAGAGGCUGCUGUACCUGCGACAGCGCCGAGCUGUCAUCGUGCUGCAGAAACACCUGCGCGGCAUGUUCGCUAGAGAGGUGGCCACCGCUCUGCGUGACAUGAAGGUCAUGGAAGAGGAGCGGCAGAGGAGAGAGAAACUCGAGGAGGAGAAGAGGAAAGAGGAGGAGCGGCGACGAGAGCUGGAGGAGGAGGAACGGAGGCGACUCGAGGCGGAGGAACAGCCUCUUCCCCCGCCGGAACCGCAGCAGAACGGAAAGCUGAUGCAGGAGGAGAUUGACGAGAUGACGGAGAUCGCCGACCAGCUCAACAUGAAGCUGGCCGCCGGCGACGCUGAGCGACCGGCCGGAGGUCGCGCCAAGUCCUCCGUCUCUGUCGACCUGGACAACCUGUUCUCGUUCCUCAGCGACAUGAACUCGGGGCAGAGCAGUGUGGUGAACGAGAUCCACCAGAACCUCGAGGAGCUCGAGCUGACCGUGCUGGAGGAGAUGGACGAGCUGACGGGCCGUCGGGCUGCGUCCGGCGGACCCUCGCGCGGCGCGCCCACCCCUCCUCUGCCGCCACCGAGUCCGAUGGCCGAGGACACGGGUGAGGAGCCGACCUCGCUGCCGCCGCCGCCGCCUCCUGCCGACCUCCCCCCGCCUCCACCGGAGCAGGAGUCCGAGCUGCGGGACGGCGAGCCGGGCCCCGAGCUGAUCCUUCCGCCUCCCGGCGAGGAGCUGUACGGCCGGCGCAGCGCCGCGCCGCAGCCGCCGCCCAUUGAGCGCAUUCCCAAAGAGCCCAUCUACGAGAGCAUCCUCGUCAACAAUAAGAAGGCGCCGAGCGACCCGGAGCCGGCGCCGCCGGCCAUCCCGUCGGUGCCGCCGCCGGGCCCGCCGCCCGGCGCGCCGGCUCACCAGGGUGUGGAGAAGGUACAGCGGGCGAGCCGGCACCGCCUGCGCAGUGGGUCGCCGGCCGGACGGGCCCGACUGGCCAGCGGUCAGACGCCGCUCAGCCCCAACCGCAGCCGAAAUAACAGCACCACCAACAGCCGGCGCGCGUCGAUCUCCCAGGAGGAGGACGAGCGGGACCAGCGGCGCCGGCAGCGGGUCGAGCGCAAACUCCAGGAGCUGCAGGAGCUCGAGCGGCAGGGCGACGCCAAGCCGGAACAGCAGGAGCACUUUGAUAUGAUCGAGUUCGCCGAGACAUACUUCAACAUGCACGAGAGGGUGCCCGAGGGCGCCAUCAUCUCGACACUGAGCCGGCGCGGCCGGGGCUGUGUGGACUACCUGCCAAAGUACGAGAUGAUAACGUACACAAAGGUGCCGUGCAUCCCCACCUCGCACGUUCACAUGUACGAUCCGGACGACGUGGACAUCGCCUGUGCCAUCUUCAAGGACCUGCAGCAGUACAUCAAGGGUGACCUGAAGCCAGAAGCUGAGAUCAAAAUCAUCCAGACUAUUGUUCAGCAUGGCAUUGAAAGGGAAGAGCUCAGGAACGAAAUCUACGUACAGUGUAUCCGUCAGAUCACCAACAACCCGGUCCAGGAGUCUCUGGACAGGGUGUGGCUGCUGCUGUCCCUCUGUGUCGUCUCAUUCCCGCCCGGGAAAAUACUGUUCAAGUACUUUGUGAGUUUCCUGCGCAAAUCGCAGUACUCUUCAGACAGCCGGGCGCUCCAGUACGUGCAGUGGUGUCUUGACAACUGCAAACACUCGCACGUCACCUGCAGAAAGAACCCGCCCAGCACUGUCGAGAUCACGGCGAUGAAGCGUCUGGGCACCAUCGUGUGUCGCUUCUUCUUCAUGGACGGCAUGACGAAGGCGGUGGACGUGCACCCGAUGGACACAGCCGCCGACGCCAUGUCCAAGAUCGCAGACAGGAUCGGCCUGUGGAACCUGGAGGGCUGGGCCGUGUUCCAAGCCACCGCCGAGGGCGAGCAUCACGUCAAGUCACACGAGUACCUCUAUGACGUUAUCGCCUCCUGGGAAAUUGAGAAGCAGCAGCGCUCGACGCGCGCCGCCGAGUCCCCCGCCAGCUCUCCGAUGCUGCGGCGACAGUCUGCCGUCGGAGUCGGCGCCGGUGAGAACCGGUUCAUCUUCAAGAAGCGGCUCUUCAAGGCCACCAGGGAGAUCCCGAGCGACCCGGUGGAGGUGCACAUGCUCUACUCGCAGGCUGUCUAUUCGGUAGUACAGAGUGACAACCUCCCAGUGAGUGAGAAAGUGGCACUGCAGCUGGCGGGCCUGCAGGCUCAGGUGCUCCUCGGGGACCCCAAGGACAAGUACGAUCACUACUCAGACGUGGGCACGUUCCUGUCUCAGCGAAUCGCCUCCACUAAACGGCGACCAGACUGGAUCCCGAUAAUCGCCCACGCGCACCACCAGUACGGCGCCGGAAAGUCAGAGCUGGUGGCCAAAAUCUGGUACCUCUCCUGCGUGAUGCAGUACCCUGUCUGGGGCACCACCCAGUUCCCGGUCAAGUACAAAGGAUACUGGCCGUACGGGAGCAACCUCAACAUGGGCAUCAACUGCGAGGGCAUCCUACUGAUCCGGCCCGACGACAAGUACGUGAUCGUCGAGUUUCCGUACGGCGACGUCGAGUCGAUCCUGCUGGAUCCCUCGGACGACUUCAUCACCAUUAACCUGCACCGCAACCACGACGCCCAGCGUGUGUUCGUGUUUGAAGCCAAGUGGCGAGACGAGAUGGGCGCCCUGAUUGCCAGCUACUCGCCCGAACACGCCACCUGGAUCAGAGAGGUGGACAACAUCAGUCGACGGGUUCAGCACAUAACCAACGAUGAUCGGAUGCGACUCCACUACAACGUGGUUCAGUGCCGUCGGAACAUAGUGGAUGCCGACAUGGUGCGAAAACCCGUGGAUCCGACGAGCUCCAACUUCUUCAAAAACACACUGAGAAGGUUCAACAAGGCCAAGCUGGAGAAGCUGCGACAGACGGCGCCGGCCGGCAGCGCCGCCGACGGCACCGACUCCUACAAGGGCUUCGACCGAGCCUUCUGGGGCUUCUGUCGCCAGCCCAUCACCCAGAGUCUGACCAGGAUCACCGAGCCGGAGACCGAGGAGACGGCCGUGCAGAUCUUCCAGGCAGUGCUCAUGUUCUCGGGCCUGCUGCACAGCGAUCAACUUUCGGAGAACUCGACCGACGAGAAUAACGUGCGACUUGUGCAGGGUAUUAUCGACCGCGCCAUGAAAAACGAAACGCUGCUGAAUGAACUCACACUACAGCUAAUAAAGCAGACAACAGAUCACCCCGAUCCGAACUCGCGAGUGAACCGGCGCCAUUGGUCCCUGAUGGCACUUCUCUGCUCCACGGUCAUCCCUUCGUACCAGCCGACCAAAAAGUAUCUGGCCGCCCACCUGACCAAGUGCGCCAGCGAUUAUGUCACUGAGGAGGGCAAGUACGCCCGGUUCGCCGAGAAGUGCAUGCACAAGACGAUCCACUGUCGUCGGCGACAGUGGGCGCCCUCCCGCCAGGAGGUGCUGUGUACGGUCAACUGUCGGCCCAUCCACGCGCGCUUCCACUUCAUGGACGGCCAGUUCCACAGUGUGGAGUUUGAGGCGGCCGCCACGGCCGGAGAGGUGCUCCAGCUGGUCAAAGAGAAGAUCGGCCUCAAGCCGGACGCCAGAGGUUACGCCAUCUAUGAGGUGCUCGGCCAGAGCGAGCGCAAUCUGCUGCCGGAUGAGACGCUGGCCGAUGUGAUGUCCAAAUGGGAACGGUACCAGACGGCUACGGCCGGCACGGACAAGGCGCGCAAGCAGCACAUCUUCCUCUUCAAGAAGCACCUGCUGUGUGACGAGACCCUGGACCUGGAGGACCGGGUGGAGAAGGAGUUGCUGUACCAUCAGAUGCUGCACAACGUGCGCAACGACAAGUUCCCGCUGACAACCAUGGAGGCGGUGAUGCUGACCGCGCUGCGGGCGCAGAUUGAGCUGGGUGACUACAACCUGUCGUCAAUCGACUACCAGCAGGUGAUGGCCUACACGCUGCCGCCGCGCGUCGCCGCCGUCGCCUCCGUCCACACCGUCACCGUCCACCACCAGAGCCUGGAGGGCAUGUACGACCAGGCCAAACAGGCCUUCCUCAACCUCAUCCAGUCGUGGCCCUUCUACAGAGCCAGCAUCUUCGAGGUGGUG